This is a messenger RNA of Penicillium verhagenii, 1797 nucleotides long. RefSeq lists its product as uncharacterized. The transcript has 3 exons. Gene Ontology annotation, biological process: L-serine biosynthetic process. The coding region runs from base 1 to 1797 and encodes 598 amino acids. The record is from RefSeq and is a predicted model, not a curated record. Gene Ontology annotation, molecular function: NAD binding; phosphoglycerate dehydrogenase activity. NCBI's taxonomy places the organism in Eukaryota, Fungi, Ascomycota, Eurotiomycetes, Eurotiales, Aspergillaceae.
AUGCCACUUCUCAAACAAUCUCUGCCUAAGGUCCUUGUGCCUGAAAAGCUUUCACCAGAUGGACUGGCUUUGCUACGCAGCUCCUUGGACGUGGAUGAACGCAAGAACUUGACUGCGGAGGAAUUGCUCGAAAUCAUCCCCAACUAUGAGGCUCUCCUCGUUCGUUCUGAGACUAAGGUUACCGCUGAAGUGCUGCGGGCUGCUAAGCACCUGAAGGUCGUUGCUAGAGCUGGAGUUGGGGUUGACAAUGUUGACGUUGCAGAGGCUACGAAGCUUGGUAUUGUCGUGGUCAAUUCGCCGUCCGGCAACAUCGGUGCUGCAGCUGAGCAUACCAUCGCACUGAUGAUGUCAAUGGCACGGAAGAUUCCCGAAGGAUGUGCCAGUCUCAAGGACGGGAAAUGGGAACGCAGCAAAUUUGUCGGAGUGGAGGUCAAAGGCAAAACGUUGGGCGUCAUCGGUCUAGGCAAAGUGGGAUUGACUGUAGCCCGGAUUGCAAAGGGUCUCGGAAUGACAGUCCACGCAUUGGAUCCAUAUGCGUCCCCCACAGCAGCAGCAGCAGCUUCAGUCACGCUCGUCUCGUCAUUGCCAGAGCUUCUGGCAUCCGCUGAUUUCCUGACCAUCCACACGCCGCUCAUUGCAUCCACACGAGGAAUGAUAAGUGACACCGAGCUAGCACAGAUGAAACCCCGUUCCCGCAUCCUCAACGUAGCACGCGGCGGAACCAUCGACGAAGCCGCCCUGCUCAAAGCCCUGGACUCAGGCCAUCUAGCCGGUGCAGCCGUGGACGUGUUCACCACCGAGCCACCAGACCCCGAAUCCACUGCCGCGAGGCUGAUUGCGCACCCGCGAGCGGUCGUGACGCCGCACCUUGGUGCAUCCACCGUGGAGGCUCAAGAAAACGUAUCCGUGGAUGUAUGCGAGCAGGUAUUGGAUAUUCUGAAGGGCUCGCUUCCAAGAAGUGCAGUCAAUGCCCCUCUCAUCUUACCCGAGGAGUAUCAAAAGCUCCAGCCAUUUGUGCACCUGGUGGAGAAAAUGGGCAGCUUGUAUACGCAACACUAUGCCUCCAUGCCGGGUGGAUCGAUGGCCCGCAAUACAUUCGAUCUUAUCUACCGCGGCGAGGUAGCCAGCAUCAACAACACGAAGCCGCUGUUCGCAGCCCUGAUAAAGGGCCUCCUCGAGCCCAUUAGCGGCGUGGAGGGAUUCAACGUCAACAUCGUGAAUGCUGAGCUGGUGGCGAGCGAGCGAGGCAUCUUUGUUUCCGAGCGAAUCUCGAGAGACCCUGAAGAUAACUCGUCAUACUCUUCGCUGGUGACUCUGGUUGCACGCUCGCAAUCUCGCGCCUCAUCGCGAGCCUCCGCCACGGCCGAUGGCGCUGGGUUGACGCUUCAAGUGCCGCAUCAGCGCAUUAUCUCGGGCACUUGCUCCGCCGGCCAACCCUUGAUCACGCGGCUGGGACGUUUCGAUACAUCCUUUGAAGCAAAGGGGACGCUUCUCAUUUGCGAGAAUUACGACUCGCCUGGCAAAAUCGGUGUUGUUGGUAGCAUUCUGGGAAGGGAGGGCGUUAACAUCAACUUCAUGACUGUUUCACCCGUAUCUUCGAAGCUGGCAGUCAGCGAAGACUCGAAUUUGUCUAAAUCGCUCAGGGAUAGCGGUAUUGACCUGCUGACCAAGGAGACAAGCUCUAGAAGCAGGGAAGCGUUGAUGAUCCUAGGUAUUGAUCGCGUGGUUUCACCGCAGGUAACUGCAGAUUUGCUGAAGGAGAGUGGUGUCCUUACUGCGUGCACCGUGACCCUUUGA